CAGAACACCUGCGCUUUAUAGAGGGCCGCACUGGGAGAGGUACGCAAGACAAGGAGUGGCAAGUGGCAACGACACUGGACAGGAGAGUGGUCUGCCGUCAGGGAGAGCGCAUAUAAAAGCACCGCCCACUCCCCAUUGCCCCUUCCCGUGUCGUCUCUAUCCCCGUCGCUGUCGCCUCGUUCCUUCCUCGCUCUCCUGCUGUUGCACCGGUUCUUCGUAGCACUCAACCUCUCCGUUUAUCGCAGCGCGUGGAAAAGUUUACUCUUUCCAUAGGCGUCAAAGACAUCAGAGAAGCAGAAGAGGAUAAAGAAAUAUGACCGCCAACGCAGCCACGUCGAAGGCGGUGAGCGUAGCCGCAUCCGCUGCGACAGCGCCCAAGGGAAAGGCCCAGGCACUCGAAAUCGGAAUGAUCAAACUCGUCCUCUCCCAAAUCAUCACUUUCGAGAAUGCCAAGACAUUCAUCUUCUACCUCGUCGUGUGGCGCUACCUCUCGCGACUGCUACGGCACGUCAAGGUUUUUGGCGUGACGAAGAGCGUAUACCAGCUGUACACUGCUCUCUCUAGGCGCAUCCUCACGCUCGUCCUGCGCAUCCCCGCCGCGCGCCGCAAGGUCGAGCGCGAGCUGAAGCAAGCCGAGGUGGACAUUGACCGCAAACUGGUCGUACGGCCCGCUCACAUUAGCAUCAACAGCCAGCUGCCCAUGAACGGCAAGGACGUCGAGUGGCUGCGUACCGAGUUGCGCAAACUGCAGAAGCUCGAGAUCUCCGCUUCAUCUGGUGCUACCGGGAGCAAGGAAGGCAUAGCUUCCGCGAUCAUCGCGGACGACAGCAGCUGGCAGGAUGUCGAUGGCCAGUCGGUUUGGCAGGGCGGCAAGAUCAGCGGCGCCGUCUACCACGGCGGGCAGGACCUGAGCGACCUGCUAGCGGACGCGAUCCGGAUGUUCAUGGUGAGCAACCCGCUGCACCCAGACGUCUUUCCCGGCGUGCGAAAGAUGGAGGCGGAGAUCGUGUCGAUGUGCCUGCGCAUGUACAACGCCCCGUCCGACACAGGCGUCGGCGCAACCACGUCUGGCGGGACUGAGUCGAUCCUGAUGGCGUGCAAGGCGAUGCGCGACUGGGGGCGUAGCGUCAAGGGCAUCACCGAGCCGGAGAUCGUCAUUCCCACCUCGGCGCACGCGGCGUUCGACAAGGCAGGCGCGUACUUUGGCAUCAAGAUCAUCCACAUGCCCGUCAACCGCAUCUCGCGCAGAGUUCAGAUCAGCAGCGUCGCGCGCGCCAUCACCCGCAACACGAUCCUCCUCGUCGGCUCCGCUCCCAAUUUCCCCGACGGUAUCAUCGACGACAUUCCUGCGCUCGCGGUGCUCGCCAAGCGACACAACAUCGGCUGCCACGUCGACUGCUGCCUCGGGAGCUUCCUCGUUCCUUUCCUCGAGCGCGCCGGCCUGCCCUCCGAGCCAUUUGACUUCCGCAUCGACGGCGUCACCAGCAUCAGCUGCGACACGCACAAGUACGGGUUUGCGCCGAAAGGCUCUUCCGUAAUCAUGUACCGCUCCGCCAACUUGCGGAGGUACCAGUACUAUGUGCAGCCCGACUGGCCGGGGGGCGUGUACGCCUCGCCGACGAUCGCCGGCUCACGCCCUGGCGCACUAAUCGCGGGGGCGUGGGCCGCGAUGAUGACAAUGGGCGAAGACGGGUACACGGGUAGUUGCAAGCAGAUCGUCGGCGCAGCACGCCAGAUUGAAAAGGCCAUUCGGGACGAGAUACCGCAGCUGCAGGUGCUUGGGAAGCCGCUUGUCAGCAUCGUCGCCUUCGCCAGCGCUGGAAGCGUCAACAUUUACGACGUCGGCGAUGCGAUGAGCAAGAAAGGGUGGCACCUCAAUGCGCUCGCGACCGAUCCGCCAGGCAUUCACAUCGCAUGCACGCGCCUCACCGUGCCGGUCGUCGAGGACUUUAUCACCGACCUCAAAAAAUCCGUCGCCGAGUCCAAAACCAAGCCGGCCAAGCAGGGCACGAUGGCGAGCCUCUAUGGUCUCGGCUCCAGCAGCGCCGUUGGGCCGUCGCUCGUGUCCGAAGUCGCUGUUCGUUUCAUCGAUACCUUGUAUAAGAUGUAGAUAAUAUUGCCGGGUCAUUUUCGCGUACCUUCCUUUUUUCGUAGGGAAACAGACGCUGUCUUGUGCACCAUUGGCCUUUUGUACAUUACUCCCGGUGACACGCAUCUGUAUAAUACAAAGACAAAAAUGUCCACACCGCAUUUUCGCGGG
This is a messenger RNA of Tilletiaria anomala UBC 951, 2260 nucleotides long. RefSeq names its product sphinganine-1-phosphate aldolase. The coding region runs from base 314 to 2110 and encodes 598 amino acids. The record is from RefSeq and is a predicted model, not a curated record. Gene Ontology annotation, biological process: carboxylic acid metabolic process; sphingolipid catabolic process. Gene Ontology annotation, cellular component: endoplasmic reticulum. The transcript is spliced from 5 exons. Lineage: Eukaryota; Fungi; Basidiomycota; Exobasidiomycetes; Georgefischeriales; Tilletiariaceae. Gene Ontology annotation, molecular function: sphinganine-1-phosphate aldolase activity; pyridoxal phosphate binding.